AUGAGCCCUAUAAAAAUUCUUGUUCUCGGCCUCUUUUCCCGCUCACUUUGUGUUUUGGCACAAGAAGAGCCGUAUGUGGAUCCCAAGAACGACCUCCAAAACCGAAGCAUUUGCUAUGCUAUCGGACUUUUCUUGAGACUACCGUUCGCCGCGGAUACACACAACUUAGGCAUGUUUAUAUGUAUGAAUACGAUCAUUGUGCUAUCACCUUGUGCAUUCAUUGCCACGGUAUAUAUGCUACUGGGCCGGUUGGCUUUACAUCUGGAUGCCGACGAGUACCUACUGGUCAAAGCAAAAAUCAUUACAAAACUGUUCUUGACAUCAGAUAUUGUCACCUUGCUUAUUCAGGCAGCUGGAGGGUCGAUGGUAACAAAUAGGGACCUGAGUGAAGUUGGUAACAAGAUUCGCUCCGUGUUUCGAACGGUCGAACACAGUCAGGGAUUUAACGGUCAUCUCGCUACAACUGAAUCGUACUUCUACGCGCUUGAUGCACUACCACUGUUUGUCAGUAUCCUUGACUUGGCCACCUCUAUAUAUUGGGGGACCUAUGUCGGCCAAUCAGCAACGCCGUUCCAGUUUAAAUUCCGGAGUGCCCUAUGA
Rhizoctonia solani is the source of this 600-nucleotide messenger RNA. Its product is annotated as RTA1-like protein. The transcript has 8 exons. Gene Ontology annotation, cellular component: fungal-type vacuole; plasma membrane. The coding region runs from base 1 to 600 and encodes 199 amino acids. NCBI's taxonomy places the organism in Eukaryota, Fungi, Basidiomycota, Agaricomycetes, Cantharellales, Ceratobasidiaceae. The record is from RefSeq and is a predicted model, not a curated record.